AUGGCGACCGAGACUUUCCUCUUCACCUCUGAGUCUGUGAACGAGGGCCACCCUGACAAGCUCUGCGACCAGGUCUCCGACGCUGUGCUUGACGCGUGCCUCGCCCAAGACGCUGACAGCAAGGUUGCCUGUGAGACAUGCACCAAGACCAACAUGGUCAUGGUUUUUGGUGAGAUCACCACCAAGGCCACUGUUGACUAUGAGAAGAUUGUGCGUGACACCUGCCGCAACAUUGGCUUCAUCUCUGAUGAUGUUGGCCUUGAUGCUGACCGGUGCAAGGUGCUUGUCAACAUAGAGCAGCAGUCUCCUGACAUUGCCCAGGGUGUGCACGGACAUUUCACCAAGCGCCCUGAGGAUAUUGGUGCUGGUGACCAGGGUAUCAUGUUUGGCUAUGCCACCGAUGAGACCCCUGAGCUCAUGCCCCUCAGCCAUGUGCUUGCCACCAAGCUGGGUGCCCGCCUCACUGAACAUGUCAUCAAGCCGGUGAUCCCUGAGAAGUACCUGGACGAGAAGACCAUAUUCCACUUGAAUCCAUCAGGCCGCUUUGUCAUUGGUGGCCCUCAUGGUGAUGCUGGUCUUACUGGUCGCAAGAUCAUCAUCGACACCUAUGGUGGCUGGGGAGCACACGGAGGUGGUGCUUUCUCCGGCAAGGACCCAACUAAGGUUGACCGCAGUGGCGCCUACAUUGCCAGGCAGGCUGCCAAGAGCAUCAUUGCUAGCGGUCUUGCACGCCGCUGCAUUGUUCAGAUCUCCUACGCCAUUGGUGUGCCUGAGCCCUUAUCUGUCUUCGUUGACUCUUAUGGUACUGGCAAGAUCCCCGAUAAGGAGAUCCUCAAGAUUGUGAAGGAGAACUUUGACUUCAGGCCUGGGAUGAUCAGCAUCAACCUUGACUUGAAGAAGGGUGGCAACAGAUUCAUCAAGACGGCUGCUUAUGGCCACUUUGGCCGUGAGGAUGCUGACUUCACCUGGGAGGUUGUGAAGCCCCUCAAGUUUGACAAGGCCUCUGCUUGA
This is a messenger RNA of Triticum turgidum subsp. durum (durum wheat), 1011 nucleotides long. The record is from the annotation of a GenBank genome assembly. Lineage: Eukaryota; Viridiplantae; Streptophyta; Magnoliopsida; Poales; Poaceae.